Molecule: messenger RNA, 867 nt
Organism: Oncorhynchus tshawytscha (Chinook salmon)
Lineage: Eukaryota; Metazoa; Chordata; Actinopteri; Salmoniformes; Salmonidae
Product: predicted GPI-anchored protein 58
Exons: 4
Coding region: 1-867 (288 amino acids)
Source: RefSeq, a predicted model, not a curated record
AUGGUACAGGAGCCCAUGGCAGGAAGAUCAGCGCCAUGCAUCCCACUGGAUCUGGCAUGUGAGCUUCGUGAGAACCACAAGAGCGCCAAGAAAGAAGCUACAGCCACCAAGCGGGCAGCAGCUCCAAGCAGGCUGCAGGUCAUGCUCUCCCUCUUCCACAAGCACCACAGCUCCAAGCAGGCAGCAGGUACUGCACUCUCUCUUCCCCAAGCACCACAGCUCCAAGCAGGCAGCAGGUCCUGCUCUUCCCCAAGCACCACAGCAACAAGCAGGCAGCAGGUCCUGCUCUUCCCCAAGCACCACAGCCACCAAGCAGGCAGCAGGUCCUGCUCUUCCCCAAGCACCACAGCCCCAAAGCAGGCUGCAGGUCCUGCUCUUCCCCAAGCACCACAGCCACCAAGCAGGCAGCAGGUCCUGCUCUCUCUCUUCCCCAAGCACCACAGCUCCAAGCAGGCAGCAGGACCUGCUCUCCCUAUUCCACAAUUACCACAGCUCCAAGCAGGCUGCAGGUCAUGCUCUCCCUGUUCCCCAAGCACCACAGCAACAAGCAAGCAGCAGGUCCUGCUCUUCCCCAAGCACCACAGCUCCAAGCAGGCAGCAGCACCACAGCUCCAAGCAGUGAGCAGGUCCUGCUCUCCAUCUUCCCCAAGCACCACAGCUCCAAGCAGGCAGCAGGUCCUGCUCUCCCUAUUCCACAAUUACCACAGCUCCAAGCAGGCUGCAGGUCCUGCUCUCCCUGUUCCCCAAGCACCACAGCUCCAAGCAGGCAGCAGGUCCUGCUCUCCCUCUUCCCCAAGCACCACAGCUCCAAGAAGUCAGCAGGUCCUGCUCUCCCUCUUCCCCAAGCACCACAGCUCCAAGCAGUGA